Molecule: messenger RNA, 2824 nt
Organism: Branchiostoma floridae (Florida lancelet)
Lineage: Eukaryota; Metazoa; Chordata; Leptocardii; Amphioxiformes; Branchiostomatidae
Product: folliculin-like
Exons: 12
Coding region: 301-2100 (599 amino acids)
Biological process (GO): negative regulation of transcription by RNA polymerase II; positive regulation of TORC1 signaling; positive regulation of GTPase activity
Cellular component (GO): cytosol
Molecular function (GO): GTPase activator activity
Source: RefSeq, a predicted model, not a curated record
AAGGUGUGACCAGUCACGUGAAGCUUUACUGUUAGUCAGAACCACAAGAUCACAAGUUUUUCAAGGCAUUUCUGGAGCAUUAGGUCGCUUCUUCUCGUUGUGUUUUCUGAGGGAAGUCACCAGUUGUAUUCUGUAUGUUGUUCAGCGGUUCUGUCGUUACGAGUAAUACGGGGACUCUCCACAAAGCGUGCCAAUUAAAUAUGUCUGUUUGUUUACUGAAGCGGACCAGCUAAGAAAUAAUUUUUGGGUCAAGAAGUUUCGUUGGUGACGUUAGUUGGCCUGUGUUACUUUUGAUGGAAGAUGAACGCGAUCAUCGCCUUGUGCCACUUCUGCGAGCUGCACGGCCCGAGCGUGUUGUUCCACACACAAGCCUUUCACUCCAGGGAGCCUCAGGGACUGGAUGCAGAGUCAGGUGAAGAGUCAGGCUCUCUUGCCUCCUUCCUGUCGUCAGGCCGGCGUUCCCGGUCUCAGUCAGCAGCAUCCAGCACCAGCAGUGUGUCCAACACUCCCAAGAAAUCAGAAACUUGUCAGGCCUGCAGAUCUGUGCCCUCAGGCCAUCCAGGCUUCGUCAGCAAAGACCCAGAUACCAAGAUAAGCUAUGUGAGCAGUCAGUACCCAGAGCAUCCCCAGCUCUUCAGUAUCGUCAGACAGGCCUGUGUCCGAAGUCUCAGCUGUGAGAUUGUCAGAAGAAGAACAGACCCUGCUGUGUUAUCUGAUGAUGUUGCAGAAAAGAGAUUAAGACACUUACUGCUUGAGAAGUGUGGGACGCAGGGCGUGCCUUUUCACAAUAGGGUGUGCCCUGGACGAGAGGGUCCCAUAUUUUUUGGAGAUGAUCACUGGGGUCAUGUGUUCAGCCAUACAUUCUUCAUUAAGGACAGCCAGGCCCGAGGUUUCCAGCGCUGGUACUCCAUCAUUGUUGUCAUGAUGGACAAAAUCUACCUCAUCAACUCAUGGCCCUUCCUGGUCAAGCACAUUGGAGAGAUCAUCAGCAAACUACAGGACAAGGCAAUUAAGGUAUAUGACCAGGAGCAGAACCAGUGUCCAGAGAGAGCCAGGAGAAUGAACGAGUCGUUCAUGGCGCCGGGGGAUUUCUUCCGGAGGCAGCGUGGUGGGGAUCACUUCAGGCCACUUGUCACCCUCACAAAAGAUGAUGGUUUAUUCAAGUGGCUGCACCAGUGGUUUGUAUGGGUGCUAAAGGCUGGGGGAAACAGGAUGACAGAGAAACUACUGGAAGGGCCUCCGACAGAGGACGUCCUUAUAGACAUGGAGAAACAGGAAGAAACGGAAGAAGGUUUCAUUAAGAUCAACACCAAGCCUAUGCCAAGCCCAGACCAACCCACAGCUACUGAAGAGCUCCAGCAGACGUCCCCACCAGAGGCAGAAGAGGCUGGUGCAGAGGGUGAUGCAGACAGCACAGCACCAGUCUUCACAUCCCUCAGACACUUCAGACAAAUAAUUGGCAGUCAAGGGUUCCAUUCUAUUGCACACCAUAUCCUGAUCGGUAAUCAAAUCAUCAUCAGAGGAGAGAAAAGGCCCACAAUGGAGUCAAUCAUCAAUGUUUUAAAGUCUUUACUGCCAAUGGGCUGCUGUCGAAUAGUUCCAUACAGCGCCACCUAUGAAGACUCCUGGAAGUGCAAUUUCCUGGGUCUCCCACUUGUAGCACAAAUACCUGCACACGUCAUGUCUUCAGAGUACUACGUCAUCAUCGAUGUGCUAUCACCAGCAAAAGUACAACAAACUUUGGAGCCAGAUGUGUUCUUUCAAUACUCCUUCCUCAUGACCACAAAGGCUCAGUUACCUGAGAAAGGCCCUGCCAUCCUACAGAAGAUAGAACUUGCCCUAGAGAAUGAGAACCUGUCCAGUGCAGUAGUAGAUGCCUGUUUGGUGUCCCUCAAGGAGGAAUGGAUGAACAAAGUGAAGGUGCUGUUCAAGUUCUCCCGAGCUGGCAGCCGGUCCAGAGAGGACACCCUGAAGCUGCUGCAGGUGCUGGAGGCUACAGAGGAGGACACGCAGAUGCUGAAGUUCUGGAUGACAGGACUGAGUAAUCAACACAGGACACACAUGCUGUCAUCAGCAAUCAGUACUUCACCUCCUAUGUAACUUAAUGAAGGGGAUCACUGGUUGAUUCUCUCAUUAGCUCAGAAAUAAUUAAUGAUACAAUGUAAAAUGUAAAGUAACUGGAACGUAGGAGGAUAUUGAAUUCAGAUGCUGAUUUGAAAUUCAGAAUAAAAGUCUCAAUUUUUUUUAAUACAAUGAUGAAUUAAAUGCUCAAUAAGGUGGUGUUGCAAGGCCAUACCUUGGAAUGUCUCUAUAUUGCAGAGACUUGGAAACAUACAAUAGAGUUGAUGGUCAGACAUCCAGAUAAUAAGAUAUGCCAAAUAGCAAUUACUCAAGCAAAUGUGUACAUUAAUGGUGCUGCAUAUUUCUAUCUUAUGCUAUUCAGUGCAAUGAACUGUAAGUCUAUUGUAAGUAUAUUAUGCAACAUGAACAAUAUGUCCUCAAAAUUACAACAUGUACAUGGUUGGUUGAAUCAUUCAACCAACAUACAUAUACUUGAAUGUGUAGGUAAUGAAAUACAGGUAUCAAUGCAUAUUGUUGUUAGAUGAAUAACAGCAUAAAACUACCAGAUUGGGACUUGACAAUUGAAUUGAAUAUAAUAUAUCUAUGAAAGCAGAAAGUAUCAAUUCUCAAUGGCAUUGGAAGGUAGUUUUGUCUUUCACUAUUGAAACACAGUAUACUUUUAAUCUAUAUUUUGUACAGAUGUACAAAGAAUAUUAAAUACAACACAGAAUACAAGAAAAUAAAUCAUUUCUUGUCUCCUAAA